Messenger RNA from Pochonia chlamydosporia 170, 1437 nucleotides. Its product is annotated as HEM oxygenase-like, multi-helical. NCBI's taxonomy places the organism in Eukaryota, Fungi, Ascomycota, Sordariomycetes, Hypocreales, Clavicipitaceae. Bases 1 to 1437 code for a protein of 478 amino acids. Gene Ontology annotation, molecular function: heme oxygenase (decyclizing) activity. The transcript has a single exon. Gene Ontology annotation, biological process: heme oxidation. The record is from RefSeq and is a predicted model, not a curated record.
AUGACAUCCACUCCCCUUGAUUCGUUUCGCCAAGAUCGACCGCUGGCCGAGUCGAUUGCCGUUGCCACAAGGAGCAUUCACUCCCGGCUUAACAAGCUGAUUAUUGCGAGGCUGCCGCUAGUUUUGCCCCCUCAGGCAGGCGAUUCCUAUGUCUACGCCUCGGGCUUGCUGCACAUUGCGCCAAUUUACUCAACCUUUGAAUCAUCGUGGCAAGAGAUUGUUCACGAACCUGCGGAACAGGCUGGAGAUGAUGAUUCACAGGAGCCAGAUACUCGCAAACCUCGCAAACCGAUUGUCUCGGAUGGCUUGCGAGAAACGCUGGACCUCUUGCACAUGCCCGGGCUGAUUCGUACGGAUCGUCUUGUCGCGGAUAUCCAGUCCAUGACGGGGUGGACCGCAGCCGAGACGAGGGAGCAGAUGGCCAUUGUGAGCAAGACGGGUCAUCUUGCUGAGGUUGUGAACCACAUUGGUCGGGCUAUCAAGAACAAGCCGCACGUGCUGCUGGCGUACUCGUACAUUAUGUACAUGGCGCUUUUCGCGGGUGGUCGAUUCAUACGGGCCACCCUUGAGUCUGCGGGCAGGGAGUUUUGGGAUAAGGUGGCCACGAAUCCUCCCUUGAUGCCGGCUUGGAGAUCUCGCGAGCCAACAGAUGCAAGAAACGGGACGGCGGAAGGGGAGCAAGCUCAGCAUUCUUCUGGAAACUCUUCCGGCAGGCUGCCACUUGCAUUUUUCCACUUUGACACCCCCGAGGACGGCGAAGACUUGAAACGAGACUUUAAGCAGAAACUCGCUGAUUGCGAGGGAAUGCUCUGCUACCAGGAAAAGCAUGACAUUGUGCAGGAGGCGAUUUGCAUAUUCGAAAACAUGAUUCUCGUCGUUGCCCAGCUGGAUCAUGUCAUGGCCGCUGGACACAACAUCGAGCCGUCCAUUGACAACCCAGUCUCGGUACGGUCUGUCGCCACGAUCAUCAAAAAGCCCAUUCCGCUUCAUCGCUUCCGAGACAGCGUCGUAGUCACCAGAGAACGCAGCGCAAGAGGCUCAUCAAACAGGGCUUCUGGCCUGUCUGGCAGCGAUACCACCGGUGACAGUGACGAGGAGUCGACACCGGAAAGCAAUACUACCCCUGCCCGCAUUCGAGAAAAUACACCCCUUUCCCACUACCCUGACAACCAUCCCACUAUUCCCUCCUCCACAGGCAUAGAGUUGUGUCCGGGGCUCUCCAAAUCGGUGAGAUUCGAAAAGACACUCCCUCACCCCUCGAGGGGCCACGGCGGCGGUAGCACGAGCGACUCGGCAACGGACUUGGCCGAGAGCCUCAAGAUGGCCUCGAAACGCCUGCGUCGGGAGCAAGUUACUAAUUGGGUAUUGGGGAUAGCGAUCGGGAUGAUCAUAGUUGGGGCACUCUUCUCGGGCCGACGGGCCGCAUCCUUGGAGUAG